This is a messenger RNA of Pedinophyceae sp. YPF-701, 2271 nucleotides long. The record is from the annotation of a GenBank genome assembly. NCBI's taxonomy places the organism in Eukaryota, Viridiplantae, Chlorophyta, Pedinophyceae.
AUGGCGGCCGGAACAGCGGGCCGGGCUGCCCGCGCGCAGGACGAAAACAUUGAUCCGACAGAUGCGGCGCUGUGGGGGCUCGACGCGCAGUCCUGGCUCCCGUCCGACCUCACAGCUGCGCACAUCAAGACGAGCGGACGCGCCGCGGUCCGCGUGGAAGACCCGGACACAGGGGCGUCCCAAACGUUCCAGGUCGGUCUGUCCGCGAUGCUUCAACACAUGCGGUACUUCCAGGAUCACCUGCCUCCGCCCGAAACGAUGGCGAAAGGGAUCCCCAUCGACAUCACCGUGUUCUGCGACGUCAAGAUAUUCGCGUGGCUCCUGAAGUGGGUGACCGCGAGGACGGGCGACCCGCACUCCCGCACCCUGCCCUCGCGCAAGGAAACCGACUCGGGCGACGGCUCGCCGCCGCGGCUCACCGUGCCGAUCUGCAUCCCCGUCCUGAUCUCGUCCCACUUCCUGAAGAUGCACGAGCUGGCCAGGGAGGCUGCGUCCUUCGCGGCGGAGCGCCUCCCGGAGGUGGCACUGUUGGGGCUGGACCUCACCGGCCUCGAACCGCCCUUGCUCGGCAUGCUCGCGUCCUUCGCCGACGAACGCGCGCUCGAGGCGACGUGGGCUGCGGCACAGGACCCCCAGCGCAUCGCCGCGGGGCUGGUGCGCCACCAACCGCCGCGCAGAGCGGCCGCGCAGCAGGGCAGCAGCGGGGCGACCGUCAUGGCCGCCGUGCGCGACAAGAUCCCGCAGGGCGACAUCCAGCAGCACUGCCAGACUAUCCGGAGCCUCGUCCAGAAAUUCUACAGUCACAAGGUCCGCCGGGCCGUCGCGGACUGGGGCCCGGGCCUGGCGAUGUGCGAGGCGUGCAGCGAGGUCUUCCCCCUCUCGCACGCGCCCCUCCUGGAGUGCAAGGCAGCGCGCAUGGCCGUGGCGUUCCGCGGGCAGGCCGAGCUGCGGCACGCCGCCAAGGACGGCUGGCACGUGCAGCAGCACGUCGACAAGCUCCGCUCCAAGGGCCUCACGUGGCGGCAGGUGUACUGGGAGCUGUGGGGGUCGCGUCACGCCCUCCCCUGCGCCCGCUGCGGCAGCGCGUUCACGCUAGGGACCGGGUUCGAGUGCCCGGGCGCCGCGUCCGACUCGGCGGGGGGGUUCCACACGCUCCCGCGCGCGAGCAGCGGCAACGAGAAGAGCCUGCGCAGGUCGCACGUGCCGCCCCGGUGCACGUGCCCCGCGAGCGCAUGCCGCGGCUGCCAGCCCGACCACGGCGUGUUCCCGCAGCUCGCGAGGGUCGAGCAGCUCGCCCGGGCACUCAGCGCGCUCCCCGGCCGCGGCCCGCUCGCGUGGGCGCCGCCGCAGCACGCGCCACCCACGUCAGGCCCCGAUCAGUCGGACCCAGGGUGGGGGCCUGUGUGCCCGCGGGCGCGCCUGGUGGGGUCGAUGCGGCGGCAGGCUGCGCACGCGGGGCGCCGCAUGACUGCGCGGCGCGGGCCCCCGAGGGCCGCGGCGCCGGGGCUCGCGCGCCUGAGCGAGCCGCCCUCGCAGCGCGUGACGGCGACGCAGGACGCGAUACUAGACGCGCUGCAGGCGCACAGGGAGCGCGCGGGCAGCGCAGCGACGCGGCGGGCGGAGUCACAGCACGCACAGCGGAAGCGACGCGGGCCCAAGGCCGGCCGGGGCGGCGGCGGCAACACCGACGGUCUGCUGGACAGCACCAGCGCACUGCAGGCGGACCUGCUCCGCGUGCUGGGCCUCGCGGGGGGCUCCAGCGCGUCGUCGUCGCGGUCCUCGUCGGUGAGCCGCGCGUCGUCGCACGGCAGCCUCGCUGGGUGGGAGGAACCGGACGGGUCGAUGCGCGCGUCGCUGCUGCUGCCGCGCGGAGACAUGGUGAUUGCGCGGGACAUUGUGCGCGAGGACGACGACCGGCGGCUCGCGGUGCUGUCCGCGAUGUUCAGCUUGCGCGACCAGGCGGGCGGCGUGGAGGUGCCGGACGCGCGGUCGCCGCAGCACGGGGCGGGGGGUGCGGAGAGGGAGGGCCGCGGGGGAGGGGGGCGUGGCGGGGGGGCGUCGACGCCGGUGGGGCGGACGGCGAGUCAGGCGAGCUUCGACCUGCCGAAGCUGCCGAUGCGGCCGUCGAGCGUGCGGGCGGGGUCGCGUGGCGCGAGUGCGCUGGCGCGGCGGCCAGGGAGCGCGGGGGCGGAGCUCACGCGGCGGGCGCGGUCCGGGUCGGGCGCGGGGUACGCGGGGUCGGCGCUGCUCGCCCCAGGCGGCGAACGAUAG